Conger conger (European conger) is the source of this 3711-nucleotide messenger RNA. It is a transcript of the gene ext1c, whose product is annotated as exostoses (multiple) 1c. Lineage: Eukaryota; Metazoa; Chordata; Actinopteri; Anguilliformes; Congridae. Gene Ontology annotation, molecular function: glycosyltransferase activity. The transcript has 12 exons. Gene Ontology annotation, cellular component: membrane. The record is from RefSeq and is a predicted model, not a curated record. The coding region runs from base 820 to 3033 and encodes 737 amino acids.
UAUUGUUAAACCAAGCUGUAAAUCCGUGACAGAGACGAAAGAUUUUGUAGACUGUAGAUAGAAAGAGUGAGAGAGGGAGGCGGGGGAAUAACCGUAGUGAGAUUAUUUUUUAUUGACGCGCCCGGUGCGUAUGUUUGCGCGUGUCAAUCCUGUAACUCAAUCAUGUUGUCGGGCUGGUAAAACUAGAAGACCGCGAGUGCAAAGCUUACACGCUCCCGACUACCCACAGCACUGUGCUGCCACCGUGCCGGUUCAUGCAAUAAAUCUAUAAACUGUCUGACUCCGAAGGCUGAAAGUAUUGGGCACAAGGAUUCUACUAAAUCGUCAACAACGAACUGGUUUAAAACACGCAAAAAACUUUAUUCCACGAUAGUAGCGAGAGCAAUUUAUGCAAUUGUCCAGGUCUACAACGGAAGAAGAUGCGUUUAUGUUGCUGCCAUACGCAGGGAUCCAACUGCCACUAAAAUACAGAAAAGUAAAUGGAAGAUACUCGGACAAUGAGCUACCUUGAAAGUGAGGAAGAGGAAGACUUGCCCUUCGUCAUCAUCAACAGUGCCAGGCAGCGGAGAAAAAGCACACAUAUUCCAUCUAGAAUGGCUUACAUGUGCUUCUGAGAGAGAGAGAGAGAGAGAGAGAGGAAGAGAGGAAGCAGCUGUUAAGAUAUCUAUAGUUUCUCUUCAGCUGACUCAAGUAGGCUGAACAGGACUGGGAAGCCAUGCUGCAGCUGACUCUGUGCUCGCCCCCAACCUCCCACUGCUAGAGCACACCCCACACUUUGUGAAGCCACCCCCAGUGGGGUGAAGAGAGACAGGGAGACCCAUGCAGGCUCGCAAGAAGUAUGUCCUCCUUGCCCUGUGUACUUGCUGCUGGCUGCUUGUCUUCUACUGGGGUGGGGUCCAGGUGCGUCUCCUCAAACUGCUGGCCCGGCAGCGGGGCGAGGAGUUGCGGCUGUGGCCUGACUGGGUGGACCGGGGAACGCUGCUGGGCUACGCGGAGCUGGAGGAGCUGCAGGCGGGCGAGGGCGCGGGGGAGUCGCCGCGGCAACGGCGGCAGUCGUGGUCGGGCAUCUACAAGGACAGCCGCUGCCGAAUGGAGACCUGUUUCGACUUCUCGCGGUGCCGCGGGCGCGACGGCUUCCGGGUCUAUGUUUACCCGGGCGAGAAGGGCGAGAGGGUGUCCGAGAGCUACCGCAAGAUCGUGGCGUCCAUCGGCGAGUCGCGGUACUACACCGCCGACCCCCGCGAGGCCUGCCUGUUCGUGCUGAGCAUCGACACGCUCGACCGCGACCAGCUCUCCGCCCAGUACGUGCCCAACGUGGACGAGCGCAUCCGAGGGUACCCGCUCUGGAACGACGGCCGCAACCACCUCAUCUUCAACCUGUACUCGGGCACCUGGCCCAACUACACGGAGGACCUGGGCUUCAACAUCGGCCAGGCCAUCCUCGCCAAAGCCAGCCUCAACGUGGAGCACUUCCGUCCCGGCUUCGACGUCUCCAUCCCUCUCUUUUCCAAAGAGCAUCCCCAGAAAGGCGGGGAGCGGGGAUGGCUGGUGAGGAACACUGUACCUCCACGCAGGAAGUAUCUGCUGAUGUUUAAGGGGAAGCGAUACCUCACGGGCAUCGGGUCGGACACCCGCAACGCCCUGCACCACAUCCACAACGGCAAGGACAUUGUGUCACUAACCACCUGUCGUCACGGCAAGGACUGGGAGAAACACAAGGAUGCACGAUGCGACCAUGACAACCUGGAGUAUGAGAGGUACGACUAUCAGGAGCUGCUCCACAACUCAACCUUCUGCCUUGUUCCUCGGGGCCGGCGCCUGGGAUCCUUCCGCUUCCUGGAGUCCCUGCAGGCGGCUUGCAUCCCAGUGUUGCUAAGUAACGGCUGGGAGCUGCCCUUCUCUGAUGUUAUCCAGUGGAGCCAGGCUGUCAUUGAGGGAGACGAGAGACUGCUGCUGCAGGUCCCAUCUACAGUGCGGGCAGUGGACAAUGAGAGAGUGCUGGCUUUGAGGCAGCGCACACAAAUGCUGUGGGACGCUUACUUCUCCUCCGUCGACAAGAUCGUGCUCACCACACUGGAGAUCAUUAAAGACAGGGUGUUCUCGCAUGUGUCCCGGAACAAGCUUAUGUGGAACGCCCUACCAGGUGGCCUGCUGGUGCUUCCAGAGUACUCCACCCACUUGGCACACUUCCCCUUCUACUACCUGAGCCAAGGGAUCAGCCCUGGCCAAGAGUUCACUGCAGUCAUCCAUGCUGUGUCCCCAUUAGUCUCCCAGUCCCAGCCAAUCAUGAAGCUCCUACAGGUGGUGUCCAAGUCCAAGUAUUGCUCACAGAUUAUCAUCCUAUGGAACAGCGAGAAGCCGCCUCCCCCCAAGAGCAAAUGGCCGCCGAUGCCAGUGCCUCUGACUGUGACCGACGGGAGGAAGAAGACCACCAGCCGCUUCAUGCCUCAUGUUUCCAUAGAAACCGAGGGAGUGCUUAGCCUGGAUGAGGACACAGUUCUGCUGACUAGUGAGGUGAACUUUGCCUUCCUGGUUUGGCGCAGUUUUCCUGAGAGAAUUGUUGGGUACCCGCCACGGAGCCACUUCUGGGACCCCGUAAAGCAGGUCUGGGGGUACACCUCCAAGUGGACAAAUGAGUACUCCAUCGUUCUGACCGGAGCUGCCUUCUACCACAGGUAUUAUCAUCACCUCUUCUCCCAGUACCUGCCCCCUUCGCUCCGUGCCAUGGUGGAUCGCACCUCCAACUGUGAGGAUAUCCUGAUGAACUUCUUAGUGUCGUCCGUUACUCACUUGCCACCAAUCAAAGUGGCCCAGAGGAAACAGUAUAAAGAACUGCCCAACCUACAGGGAGUAAAGGGCGCCCCCUGGUCAAACCCAGAGCACUUUACUCAGAGGCAGGAGUGUGUGAACGCCUUCGCCAGCUGGUUCGGCUACAUGCCGCUGGUUCAUUCCCAGUUCCGCCUCGACCCCUUGCUCUUCAAGGACCAGGUGUCUGUCCUGCGCAAGAAAUACAAAGACCUGGAGCGUGCCUGAGACCAAAGUACGAACAGCCUGGGCUGUGGUACGGACGGACAGACAAACGGACAAACCCUGCAAGAGAGUCCAGCACAGGCGUGCAAAAGACGAGAACGCAGGACCAAUCCAUGCACCCCCCCCCCUCCCCCGAGUGCCUAAAAGGAGAUGGGAUUGGAGGAGGAAGAGUGGGAGGAGUCCACAUCUCCCUCCUGAUUGGACAGUGCUAUGAACAAGUCACAUGUGGGCCAAAAAUGGACACUGGACCUCUGCUGCUGCCAAAUGUGAGGAGAGCAUCCACUAGCUGCUGCAGCCAGCCCAUAACGGGACAGUCCACUUACCGUUAAUGCAUCUCUGUACAGUGACACAGAUGAAGCGCUGUCUGACUGUAGGAGAUGGGGGCUGCAGCUAGACCCUGAGCACACACGUACACACACGUACACACACACACACACACACAGGUACACACACAGGCGGCGCUACAGGAGCGCUGCUGUUGUCCUAGGGGUGGGGGGACUGAGACCCAGAGCAGCAGGUACAGGCCGUGCUUGCUGCUGCUCCCUAUCAGUGUUGGGAACUAGAGGAACACUCUUCGCCCCGGACACAGUGUGGGAAAACCCGCCGUGUUUCAGGCACCAGAACCAGAACAGAGGCUUCCCCUACCCCCCCCCCCCCCCCCUCCGGGCCCCGAAACCUGCU